Messenger RNA from Osmia bicornis bicornis, 1514 nucleotides. It is a transcript of the gene Ms, whose product is annotated as myosuppressin. The transcript is spliced from 3 exons. The record is from RefSeq and is a predicted model, not a curated record. Lineage: Eukaryota; Metazoa; Arthropoda; Insecta; Hymenoptera; Megachilidae. Bases 698 to 994 code for a protein of 98 amino acids.
GGUCGAAUUUAAGAAACUUUAAGAAGGAACAUCUCUAAAUCUGUCGAUCCUAUUGUCAUUCUGAAUGCAGUCGUUCACACCGCUUCCCCAAAUGACUGAACACCCUGUUUAUACAUUAUUUACUUGAAAAGAUCCUGAAAACGUACAUAUGAUGUUUUUGUGCUAUCUGGGUAAGCGAAAUCCUGGAGAGUAUCAGUGAACGUAGGAUAAUGCUAUCUUGAAAGAAAGCAAGUAAGGCCGAUCAAAAAUUGUUUUUGCAAAAUCUUGUUUCCAGGCGAGGCAUUCAAGCAAAAGAAGAAGGAAAUUAAGGGAUGUGUACGGUGACCAAGAAAUUUCUUAUUGCGUAACCAACAUCUCCAUUAUAAUGUUUUAUUCUGUGUGAAAGGCAAAUUGAAGACGUACGUCAACCACAGGAUGAGGGUGCAAACCUGGUCGAAAUGCGCAUGCUCGUAGAAACGGCGCGUAUUUAAGGGCUGAACCCUUGCAAAUCUCACCACUAUCAUCGUACCCUUGCUUCUCACUGCUGUUACACGUAAACCGACAUCGUUUCCACGCGUUUAUCUCUCGUUACGAGAAAUCUAGUGUGCCCAUCAACAAGGAACAUCCUUCUCGUCGUCGCCGUCGUCAGCUUCGCCGCUUCUAAAACCUUUGAGGGACACUAUCUACGUUUACGUUUUGUAAAAAGGCAACAGGUGAGAUGAGUUCAACAGUAAUGAUCUUCUUCUUGGUAAUGACCAUGGCGGUCUUCUACAACGUAUCUGCAGCUUUACCCACCCAAUGUAGCCCUGGAUUCCUCGACGACCUUCCACCAAGGAUUCGCAAAGUUUGCGCCGCCUUAUCCAGGAUAUACGAACUUGGUUCCGAGAUGGAAAGCUAUAUUGAUGAUAAAGAAAAUCACAUAACAGGAUUCCAUGAGAGUAUCCCAUUGUUGGAUAGCGGCGUUAAAAGACAGGAUGUUGAUCAUGUUUUCUUACGCUUUGGAAAACGUGCUUAGACGUCAGGACGAAUUAUGCUUAAUGAUCAGAAGAAUUGAACAGUUCCAGUUUCAUCAAUUGAUUGCCUCGUUAGUCAGCUACGAAAAGAUGCCUUUGUAUCCGUUUUAAGAUUGUCACAUAACGUGAAAGUGUAUUGCUUAAGUAGCGUCCUCUCAUUUCUUUCUUAUUAGCAGACGAUUAAAUUUAACACGCGGUACAAAGAACACGAAUAUCUAAUUAAUCGUCAAUUAUCGUUAAAAUGAUUCUUUCUUCUCCUUGCAAAUAAAUACUGUACUCAAAGCAGUAAUCAUCUGGACUGAUAAAUACUAUUUUCAUUUUUUUUUUUUUUAGGAUAUCUUUUUAAUAUCCCAUUUUUGAGGUACUUCAACAACGUGAAACUAACAGAAAAGGUUGCAUUUUUAAUAGUGAAUUUGAAACAUAAUACAAUGUCUGAUUCUUCAUCAGACUUGAUUCUUCCUAUGAUAUUAAUAUAAAUAUAGUUUAAAAUGAGAAAUUCUAAAUGAUAUAUAAUAAAAAUUA